Messenger RNA from Carcharodon carcharias (great white shark), 1072 nucleotides. It is a transcript of the gene blvra, whose product is annotated as biliverdin reductase A. Gene Ontology annotation, biological process: heme catabolic process. The coding region runs from base 145 to 1023 and encodes 292 amino acids. Gene Ontology annotation, molecular function: zinc ion binding; nucleotide binding; biliverdin reductase [NAD(P)H] activity. The record is from RefSeq and is a predicted model, not a curated record. The transcript is spliced from 7 exons. Lineage: Eukaryota; Metazoa; Chordata; Chondrichthyes; Lamniformes; Lamnidae. Gene Ontology annotation, cellular component: cytoplasm.
GAUACAGCAAUGCAGCCAAUUAUUCCGAAUGAGUUUAAAAUAAGAAAUAGAUAAACUUCCUGUCGCAUUCGCCCAGUCCGAGUUGCACAGGGAUGGCUUUUCCUGAUCCUGUCUGAGUGUGCAGCAGCCACAAAGAGCAGUAAAAUGUUGGGCGUGAUUGUCGUUGGGAUUGGUAUUGCUGGCAGAGUUCGCAUCCGUGACCUGCUGAAUCCACUGCCAAACAGUGCUAUAGAGAAACUUAAACUCAUUGGCUUUGUCUCCAGGCGGACAUUAGGCAACAUAGAGCUGCUGAAACAGAUCAUGCUGGAGGAAGCCCUACGAAGUGAUGAAAUACACGCUGCCAUCAUCAGUUUGGAGAACCAGUUUCAUGAGGAGUAUGUGAGGAAGUUUCUGGAUGCAGGGAAGCAUGUCUGUGUGGAAUAUCCAAUGGCACUCUCAGUGGCUGCAGCCCGUGAACUAUGGGAUCUUGCUGAUUCCAAAGGAAAAAUUCUGCAUGUGGAACACAUAGAACUACUGUCAGCAGAAUACAAACAGUUGAAACGGCAAGUGAGCGGAAAAGAACUGAUGGAGGGCACUCUGCAUUUCACAGGUGGACCACUAGAUCGACAACGCACUGGAUUCCCCACCUUUAGUGGAGUGUCCCGUCUGUCAUGGCUUGUGGAUCUCUUUGGGGAGCUCACUUUCAAAUCUGCUACAUUGAAAGAACAACAAGAGCAGCAGUACUGGAAGUUGACAACGCUCUUCCACACUAAAAAUAGCAGACCCUUAAUCUGGAUUGAAGAAAGAGGACCAGGGUUGAAACGCAAAAAAAGUAUCAAUUUCCAGUUCAAAUUGGACACUUUGGAUCAUAUUCCAGAAGUGCCUAAUAGUCAUGUUGGACUAUUCAUGCAAGACCUCAAUCUAUUUGCCCAGAAGCUAGCAGGACAAACACUCACCGAGCCCUCUGAAAAGAAUCGCAUCUUGCACUGCCUGGGUCUGGCUGAUGAGAUAAGAGCUUUCUGUGAACAGAUUCCACAAAAUUAACACAAUAAUUACAUUUCCUUUUGCAAAUAAAAUUAGUGUUUUGUUGGUU